ACACAGUAAGAUAUUCCAAGUCUCAAUAUUAGCAUCAAAUUCUACUACAGUUAAUUCUGAAAUCGGGUCGCAGACCAAUCGUAAGGUGUGCGGUCGCCUUUAAACACCAUCUGGACAUUUCCUGACGGCACUUGUCAUCUGUACAGUUAAUGAUUUUCAGUGUUGACCCCCGACCCGCCCACUGAACAUAAAUGAGAAUAGAUAGAUACCUCGGUAAAAUCAAGGUUUUGCAUGCUAUACAGCAUACAGAGUUUCUGUCAUAUUUCAUUGGAAUGUUGACUGUGUUUACUUAGUUUACCGCCAAACCUGGAUAUAGUGAUUUUAAUUAUUCAAAUAUGCUGAAUAUUUUAUUCAAGGUAUAAGGAUAUAUAAGCGAUAUCAGCCAUAAAAUUGAUCAGAGUCCGUGACGAAAACUAGGUUUAGGUGCAUUUUCAUUGCUUCCCCAAAGCUUUCCCAAAAUGCCAGACAUUUUGUCGGCAUAUAGCCUGAAACGGCUUCCUGGUCUCUGAACAAUAGGCCUAGCAAAAAGUAAUAGCAGGAAUAAGCGAAAUAUCUUCGACACGAGAGAACAAAAGAUGUACAACACACAUGUCUUGAUCAUUGCAUAACAAUCUUUUUUUUUUUUAUUGCAAUGUAGGCCGUCUACUGUGGGACACUGCACUAUAUUCAAUUUUAUAACGGAAUGAGAUUUAAUGACAACACGUUCGCAGACACGUUUUGCAGACCAGCUUCGGCUGGUCUCUGUUCUGCAAAGUUUACAUAGGUGUCCGAUUCGGUGUUGAUUGUAAUCAUCGUUGUGUACUGUCCGAGCUACGUAUUUCUUCAGUGUCCUUUAGCUUUGCAAACACACCAAGCUUAUAAAGUCAGCACUGUAAGAUACAUAUGUCACAUAACCUGACAGCUCAGUGUAGGCCUUGCGUCGGAGGCUGAAACAAAAAAGGGACAAUUCUUGCCUAUCUCGUUUGUUUCCACUUCACGUCUUUAUAGUGUAGUUCCAGGAUCUGCAAUAAACCUAGGCCAAGAAGAUGGAGAAUCCAGUAAAAUUUGACCCGAUGUCAUUCGAAGAUGAGGCUGUCUUGCAUAAGAACUGGCAGAGUAUUGAGGAGGUCCGGAGUUCGAAUCCCAUCAGAGGUGUUACAGCGACAUGCAAAGGGGCUGACAAAGUUGUUGAAGUAGAAUGGGCUUCAGGAGAAAGCCAGAUAUACCCCUGCAUUUGGCUCCGAGACCAUUGUCGUUGUAAACUCUGCUUUCACGCAUUUCACCAAACUCGACUUACAGAUUUUAUGGAGCAAGAUCUCGACAUCGGCGUCAAGAAGGCCACUGUGAACGAUGACGACCAGACAAUUGACAUCACGUGGUCUGAUGACCACCAGAGCUCAUAUCCUUCCAACUGGCUGUUAUGUAACCGCUUCGAUCAAACGGAUGCGGAUCCUAUUAGGGGUAUCGAAUCUGAGUACUGGGAUGCAAGUACAUUGAAGACAAACCUCAUGCGCCCCUUUAAAUUCGAAGAUAUUAUUAACUCAGAUCAGGUAUUGUACGACAUGCAAAUGCAUCUGAAGAGUGUAGGUCUGGUUUUCAUACAAGACACACCCACUGAUAAAGGUCACGUGAUGGAUCUGAGCGAACGAAUUGGCUACAUCUGUGGGACGUCAUACACCAAGACGACAUCACAAAUCUACGGUAAGAGCGAAUGGGCUUUCGGCCAUCCUUCAUAUGGAUUGGAAUUCCGACCGCUGCACUCAGAUUUUUCCUUUAUUGAUGAUCCACAAGGGGUUGUAGCUGUGCAAUGUGUUACUCAGAUCGAUGGAGAGGGUGGUGGCUAUUUCUUUGUAGAUGGUUACAAGGCGGCUGAAGAUAUCAGGAAAUCAGAUCCCAAGGCGUUUCACCUUCUCACUAAACCCUGCUGGGAGGGACGUGUUAAAGGCUGGGUUGUCAGUGACAAGCAUUACCACCACAGCGUCAGUGCACCUAUCAAACUCAACGAUGAAGGUGAGGUUACAAAGCUGACACUCUGUGAUUUCUGGAGGACGUCUGUCAUGAGACUUCCGGUCGAACAAGUAGGGGAUGCGUACCGGGCGUUGAGGGCGCUGUAUGAUACUUUAUACCGCAAGGAUCAUGUAUACACUCACAAUCUCAAGCCAGGUGACAUGUUCCUAAUACACAACCAUAGGGUGCUUCAUGGCAGAGAGGAAUACCAUAACACGAAGCCCUCUACAGUUCAUCUGGAGACAGGUUACUUCAACUGGGACAGCUUCGAUACCCGGAUGCGAAAAGUGAAAAUGAAUUUGGAUAAUAAAAAGAAAGAGAAAAGUAUACAAUCAAUUCGUAAGCCGAAUGGCGAACAGAACAAUGGCCUUCCAAGAUAACCGAUUAUUUUAUAUAAACAAAAUAUGAAAUGUGGUUUCAAAAUAUUUAUUGAACUGUACACGGCAUAAUCGCAUCUCUACUUAUAAUGUGAUAUGAAUUUGUUUAUUCAUCACCACUCAAUAUACAUAUCGAAAUAUAUACCGAUUUUAUCACACUAUGAGAGCAGAUACCGCCCAAUGAACAAUACAAAAAAAGUUUAUGAAAAUUAUAGACGAUGUCUUUAAGUCAACCAACAGUCAUUAAACUAGUUAGUAGCUCUGGCAAGCUCGCUGAAACCGACAUGCAUCAACACAUUGAGUGGUAGAACGAGUUUAGGGAAAUAAAAAGUGUAUUGGGCAAGGAUGACGAGAGAAUCUCGGAUUUACUGAAUAAUCAUGAUAAUUGAGCGCGAAAUGCAAGCUUCAUUAGGUCGACUGUAGUAAUUACCUUAUAUGGACCCAUGUUGGGGUCAUGGAGAACAGAAAACGGCCCUCAUCAAUAUGAAUAGAUAUCUUAAUGUUAAUGCUAACCUUUGUUCCUUUAGAAGUACAUUUACUAACUCGGAUAAUGCUUGAUGUAUUAUUGGUAUUUUUAUUUUCGAUGCUACAACAUUAGAUAACAUAACAGGUACUUAUAUAGCGCUUUACCAAAAAUAUGAUCAAAGCGCUUUACAAUGAAUACCUAAUAAUACCAAUAAUGGAAAUUACAUCAAACAGCACUUAAAAAAUAUCUAUCUACGGGGACUGGUGCCUGAUCUUAAUGCCCUGUUCACCCGCAGUUUAAGGAACUUGCCCAGAAACAUUGCAUCUGUCUUUAUGCUCUCUUUCUACACUUUAUUUUAUUUUAUUUUAUUUUUUUUUUUGGGGGGGGCCAUUUAUCAAAUUUUUGAGAGAGUGGGGCACGAUCCUCAUUAUUUGAGUACAGCUCAAUAUUGAUAAAUCUUUGAAAUUGUAAUUAGUGUACUUUGUCAUGUUUAUGCAUGGAGAUGAAUAAAUGUAGGUUUUUGUUGAAAAGA
Messenger RNA from Lytechinus pictus (painted urchin), 3361 nucleotides. Its product is annotated as gamma-butyrobetaine dioxygenase-like. Gene Ontology annotation, cellular component: mitochondrion. The transcript is spliced from 7 exons. Bases 1026 to 2366 code for a protein of 446 amino acids. Gene Ontology annotation, molecular function: gamma-butyrobetaine dioxygenase activity. Gene Ontology annotation, biological process: carnitine biosynthetic process. The record is from RefSeq and is a predicted model, not a curated record. Lineage: Eukaryota; Metazoa; Echinodermata; Echinoidea; Temnopleuroida; Toxopneustidae.